AUGAUUACUGAGAUACUUUUAUUCCCAGUGCAUGCGUAUUGUCCAUCUUUAACAUUUGCCACUGCUAGUGGAUUUAAUAUAAACCUGGUUGCUUUUUUCUUGUGCGCUAUCUGCGUAUUUUACACUUCAAUAGGUGGUUUUAAAACCGUAAUUUGGACGGAUUUUUUUCAGUUUGCUAUAAUUGUAACAUCAUUUAUCAGUGUCUAUGCACUUGGUCUUAGAACAUCAGGGGGAUUCUUGUCGGUGUGGAAUACAGCUGUAGCUGGACAAAGACUACAAGUUUUUAAUUUCAAUAUUGAUCCUACAGGAAGAGAUAGCUUCUGGGGAUACUUUUUAGGUGGAGGAUGCUCCUUUACGGCUUACGUAGCCACACGUCAAACCGGUGCUCAAAAAUUUCUAACUUUAGGAAAAUCUACAGAUCUCAAAUGGUCAGUUAUAUAUACCGUAAUUAGUAUUUCUGUGGUCCACACUUUGUGCGUUUUCGUUGGCUUAGUGGUCUAUGGCAAGUACAAAGAUUGUGACCCUCUGACUAGUCACAUGAUCUCAAAACAUGACCAAAUUUUUCCGUAUUUUGUAACUGAGAUUGGUGCCAACGUACCUGGAAUCUCGGGUCUCUUUAUAGCAGCCAUUUGUAGUGGAUCACUAAGCUCAAUGUCUUCAAACUUAAACGCCCUCUCUGGUGUUAUCUAUAAGGACGUUUUGUACUUUUUCUUCAAGAAAGAACUUUCUGAUAAAAGUGGUAGUGGCAAUUUAAAAGUAAUAGUCUUUGUUGUUGGAACCUUGUGUACUUGUUUAGUGUUUACAAUAGGACUGUUGGGAGAAAUAUUUUCUAUUAGUUUGUUGGUGAUAGGUCUUACACAAGGACCGCUAUUGGGGUUGUUUACCCUAGGAAUUCUCUUUCCAAAAGCAAAUGCGAAGGUAUAA
Zophobas morio is the source of this 924-nucleotide messenger RNA. RefSeq names its product sodium-coupled monocarboxylate transporter 2-like. The record is from RefSeq and is a predicted model, not a curated record. NCBI's taxonomy places the organism in Eukaryota, Metazoa, Arthropoda, Insecta, Coleoptera, Tenebrionidae. The coding region runs from base 1 to 924 and encodes 307 amino acids. Gene Ontology annotation, molecular function: symporter activity. The transcript is spliced from 4 exons. Gene Ontology annotation, biological process: transmembrane transport; sodium ion transport. Gene Ontology annotation, cellular component: membrane.